This is a messenger RNA of Camelina sativa (false flax), 2258 nucleotides long. RefSeq names its product hexosyltransferase GAUT11. Gene Ontology annotation, molecular function: polygalacturonate 4-alpha-galacturonosyltransferase activity. NCBI's taxonomy places the organism in Eukaryota, Viridiplantae, Streptophyta, Magnoliopsida, Brassicales, Brassicaceae. The record is from RefSeq and is a predicted model, not a curated record.
UAAAAAGAAAUGAUAGCAAAUAAUAAUAACAUUUGUUUUUGGGACAGUGACGAAAGGAUUCAUUCGAUCGAUGCACUCAAAUCCUAUUACAUACAAACGAAAUCAAGCAAAAGCCCACAUUUUCUCACAUUCUCAAAUCUCAAUCCCAAUCUCACUUCUUCUUCAGUCUCUCUCUCUCUCUCUCUCUUACAAAGAGAGAUUAUAUUAUUUGGAUUAAAUAAAUCUCUUCUUCCUCCUCUGGAUCUCUUGUCGGCGGCAGAUUUUGCAAUUGUUUUUUUUUUUUUUUGGUUUGGGGUGUUCUGCUCGAAUCUGGGUUUAGUGUUUUUAUUUUGUCAUUAAAAGAACAGGUGGGAGGAUUGGGUCGGGUGGGUGGGUGGAGUAAGUAGCGAAAGAUGAGGCGUUGGCCGGUGGAUCACCGGCGGCGAGGUAGAAGGAGAUUGUCGAGCUGGAUAUGGUUUCUCCUUGCUUCUUUCUCUCUCGCUGGAUUAGUUCUCUUCAUUGUUCAGCAUCAUCACCAUCAACAAGAUCCAUCUCACCUUUUACUUGAGAGAGACACAAGCAUCGAAAAGGUAUCUCCUCCCCGUUUAAACAUCACAGAAGAGGUCACAAGUGCUUCCUCAUUCUCUAGGCAGUUAGCAGAGCAAAUGACGCUUGCCAAAGCUUAUGUUUUUAUAGCCAAAGAGCACAAUAAUCUUCAUUUAGCUUGGGAAUUGAGUUCUAAGAUCAGGAGUUGUCAGUUCUUGCUCUCAAAAGCAGCAAUGAGAGGACAACCUAUUUCAUUAGAUGAGGCGAAACCGAUUAUUACUGGUCUAUCAGCUCUUAUCUUCAAAGCACAAGAUGCACAUUACGACAUUGCCACCACAAUGAUGACCAUGAAAUCUCACAUCCAAGCCCUUGAAGAGCGUGCAAAUGCAGCCACCGUUCAAACCACGAUAUUUGGGCAAUUGGUUGCCGAGGCACUACCAAAGAGCCUCCAUUGUGUGAUGAUCAAGCUCACAUCUGAUUGGUUAACAGAGCCAUCUCGCCAUGAACUGGCAGAUGAGAACAGAAACUCACCUAGACUUGUUGACAACAACCUCUACCAUUUCUGCAUCUUCUCGGAUAAUUUGAUUGCCACCUCGGUUGUUGUCAAUUCAACUGUCUCAAAUGCUGAUCAUCCGAAACAGCUUGUUUUCCACAUAGUGACAAAUCGAGUGAGCUACAAAGCUAUGCAGGCCUGGUUUUUAAGUAAUGACUUCAAGGGCUCAGCUAUAGAGAUCAGGAGCAUAGAGGAGUUUUCUUGGUUGAAUGCUUCAUAUUCUCCUGUUGUUAAGCAACUGCUGGACUCAGAUGCAAGAGCGUACUAUUUCGGGGAACAGACAAGUCAAGAUACGAUUUCCGAGCCAAAAGUGAGAAAUCCAAAGUACUUGUCAUUACUAAACCAUCUCAGAUUUUACAUUCCCGAGAUCUAUCCACAGCUAGAGAAGAUCGUUUUCCUAGAUGAUGAUGUUGUUGUUCAGAAAGAUUUGACUCCACUCUUCUCCUUGGAUCUCCAUGGAAACGUCAAUGGAGCUGUGGAAACAUGUCUUGAAGCCUUUCACCGUUAUUACAAGUAUCUAAAUUUCUCGAACCCUCUCAUCAGCUCAAAGUUCGACCCGCAAGCAUGUGGAUGGGCUUUUGGCAUGAACGUUUUUGAUCUGAUCGCUUGGAGGAAAGCGAACGUGACUGCUAGGUAUCAUUACUGGCAAGAGCAGAAUAGAGAACGAACGCUAUGGAAACUCGGGACACUCCCUCCAGGUCUACUGUCUUUCUAUGGUCUUACAGAGCCACUGGACAGAAGAUGGCAUGUCUUGGGUUUAGGUUACGAUGUGAACAUUGAUAACCGGCUGAUUGAAACCGCAGCUGUGAUUCACUAUAAUGGUAACAUGAAGCCUUGGCUAAAGCUGGCCAUUGGUAGAUAUAAACCUUUCUGGUUAAAGUUUUUGAACUCGAGCCAUCCUUAUUUACAAGAUUGUGUCACAGCUUGAAGCAAAAUGACUUUGAGAGUUGAGACUAAUCCAUAUCAGAAGAUUCUUGAUUGCUUAUACACUUUGAAGAUUCUUUUUUUCUCUUUUUUUGGAAUAUUGUAGAUCUCAGAAAGUUUGUCAUACAUUCAGAAUGUCCUUCUGAAGACUUGUUGUUUUCUUCUUAUGGUCCGAAGAGAAACUUAUAAUCACACCUUAGAGGGUCCAUAAUGUAUUUACGGUUAAAUAGAUUACAGGGAUAAUUAUUUUUGGCGA